AUAGAAAGGGGAAGAGAGAGACAGAGCAGAGAGAGAGAGAGAGAGAGCGAGAGAGAGAGAGGUUGUGUGGUUGUAAUGUGUUGGGGGGGUGUGUGUAACUCUUGGCAUGGGCUGCGUGAGGAUGGAGAAGGGUACUAUCAGGGCUUGGGAGAAUUAACUCCUUCACUCAAGAAUUAAUUCCCCCUUUUUUAAAAAAGACAAAGUGGACACAGAAGAGAAGCAUGCUGUCCUGGCUGGGCUGUGACAUCGUGGGGUGAGAGUGAAGUGAAGAUGGCGUAUAUACAGGACAGCUGGAACCCAUCAAUGAGGGUCUGUUGUCCAAACUAUCCAACCUCCUACUGUGUCGCUGGACCUGUCAGUCGUGCUGGCAGUCAUGCUGGGAGUGCAGCUGCUGUCAACCCAGUGAUGAGGAGGUGGAGAUUUUGGGUCCCUUUCCUGCACAGACCCCAGCCUGGAUGGUCAAUGACUGCAAUGGUGACAAAGACACAAACUCAGAGGUAUUGGCUUAUGACCCCCCUGCUACACCCCACGACACCUCUCCAGACAGACAUGGCUCCGGCUCGGAGACAUCCCGUUCCACCUACAGCUUGGCCCGAAGGCUGUCCAGUCUUGAGGCUCGAAGGCCCAGCUCUCCCCUGGUGGACAUCAAACCCAUUGAGUUUUGGGCCAUGGGUUCCAGGAAGGAAGCGGUCCAGCCUGCGGUUUUGCGGAAGCCCUAUGCGGCAUCUGAGGACUAUUCCCGAAAGCUGGAGCCUCGGCUGUACUCAGUGGACUCCAGCGGCGAUGACGUGGACUCGUUGACGGACGACGAGAUCCUGCUGCGCUACCAGCUGGGCAUGCUGCACUUCAGCACGCAGUACGACCUCAUCCACAACCACCUGACCGUGCGGGUCAUCGAGGCGCGCGACCUGCCCCUGCCCGUCUCCUGCGACGCCUCCCGCCAAGACAUGGCCCACUCCAACCCGUACGUCAAGAUGAGCCUGCUGCCCGACCACAAGAACUCCCGACAGACAGGCGUCAAGCGAAAGACCCAGAACCCUGUCUUUGAGGAGCGAUUCACAUUCAAGCUGCCCUUCCUGGAGGCCCAGCGCCGCACACUGCUGCUCUCCGUCGUUGACUUUGACAAAUUCUCCCGCCACUGUGUCAUCGGCAAGGUGGCCAUGUCCCUCAAUGAGGUGGACCUGGUGAAAGGUGGACACUGGUGGAAGGCCCUGGUGCCCAGUUCACAGAAUGAGGUGGAGCUAGGAGAGCUACUGUUGUCCCUCAACUACCUGCCCAGUGCCGGGAGGCUGAAUGUGGACAUCAUACGGGCCAAGCAGCUUCUGCAGACUGACAUGUGCCAGGGCUCAGAUCCAUUCGUCAAGGUCCAGCUGGUGACGGGCCUCAAACUGGUGAAGACCAAAAAGACGUCCUGCAUGAGGGGCACCAUUGACCCAUUUUACAAUGAGUCCUUCAGCUUCCGGGUCGCCCAGGAGGAACUGAAUGAAGUGAGCCUGGUGUUCUCAGUGUACGGCCAUAACAUGAAGAGCAGCAACGACUUCGUUGGGCGAAUUGUGAUUGGCCAGUUCUCCACUGGUCCCCCUGAAACGAGCCACUGGCGCCGGCUCCUGGACUCCCAACGCACCCCAGUGGAGCAGUGGCACAGCCUGAGGUCCCGCGCAGAGUGCGAUCGUGUCUCCCUUGCCUCCCUGGAAGUCACAUGAUGGCCUUUAACAUCAGGGAUUGGGAUAUAUGUAUAGGCGUAGGGAUAAGGACAUGGAUAUAGCCGUGGUUAUAUGUAAUGGGGGGAGGGGGGGUUAAAAAUAGGCAACAGUGUCAGGGAUCAUGGAAGAUUAGGGGACAUACAGAUACUGUAGAUAAAGAUCACCUAGAUAUCGCCUUAUCUAGAAAUCAAUGUUCCACGUCUGUUCUGACAGUUUGAAACUUGUAGGUGCCUUCCAUCACCACCACAGCUUUACUUGUAGACCUCACAUCCCUUUAAAUUCCAAUGGAGAGAAAAUGCACCUGGAGUGUUUUUUUGUUACAAACAAUGCAGAACUGAAUGUCUAUUGUCAACAUAUUUUUUUUCUAUAGCAUUGUUGCUACCUGACAAACUAUGACCUCAUCAUGACUUCUGAAAAAAUGACAGACAGACUGGUGGCACGUCGAGUGGUAGUGCAGAAUGUGUUGCUUCUUUUUCUUGCAAAAAUUGCUGAUAAUCAAUCUUUGGGCUUUGGAAUUUGACCCAAAAUUCAUCCCCAAAAGUAAAGAUGUCUUUGUGUUAGGCUAAAUGCAGUGCAGUGAGCAGACCUGGAGUCUGCCGCUUUUUGCUGUGGUUCCUGCCCAUCAAUGACAAUCAGUAAGAAAAAGAACACUGCAUGCAGCCUCAGUGUGUGACAUCUCCCGUUGUUUGGUCUAGCCAAAGGAGCCAGUACACAAUGUUGUGGCUCAGCAGCGUACGUGCGAGUUUAGAGUGUUUGUCUGUGCUGUUUUAUUGCAAGGCUUCACUGGUAUUGAACGUAAUCCAUAUGAGGCACACAUCCUAGGCUAUUCAUUCUUGUCGUUGGGUAAGUGAGAACAAGAUCCUACUGUCAAUUCACAUCUAACCUCGCCUCUGAUGUUGAAAGUGUUUUUUAAACCGAGUCACCCUUGUGUACUGUUGAAGACUGUCGUGACCCUCAUCGUGUAGAAGUGUUAAGUCAAUGUUACAAUAUCAGGGUAUGCAGAAAUACCAGCAGCAAAUGACAUGACUCCAAUAGACAAUGUGUGUGACUUGUCAACGUGUUGUGAUCGUUCAGUUCAGCUGCAAGCUAUACCAUUCUGCCAAUACCAGUACUAGUUUAGAUAACCUGACAGAGUGAAACCCAAUACUGUGGUUAUAAAAAAGAAGAAAAUGAAUUUACUGUGCCAGUCAAUUCAAUUAUUUAUUUAUGUAAAAAGAGUAUCGAUAUAAAUAUUUAGAUAUAUUUAUCCCAGCAUAUAUAUAUAUAUAUAUAUUUAUUACUUUUCUGAAUACAAAGAAUAUAUAUUGAACAAAUUGAUGUUAACAUUUGUUUGAUAUUGUGAAAAAAUAAGAGCGAGGUGUAAAUGUACAUCUUCACUGAUGUCUGCGGACACAAACAUUCUGUAACGUGUAAGAAUUGAUAUGGUCUGUCCUUGAUUGAGAGUUUAGGUCUUUGUGGCUCUUCUGUCUCCUGAGAUCUGAAUCUCCAGUACCACCCAGUGGUAGCUCAAGAUGGGCUGUUGCUCUCUGCUUGAAGAGAACUCAUUUGCAGGGAACAGCUGGUACCCAAUGAUUAACAAACCUGACCAGGAAGAUCCUCUCAUGGACAUGGAUGAAUACUUUCCCCUCCCAAACCUACUCUGCCUGCAUGUCCCGUUCCUUCACUCAAAUUCCCACAAUUCCUUUCAUUGGGGAUUUGAUCUUUAAUUGAAUGAUGGAUAAGGAACAAGCAGAAAUUGUGUAGAUGGCUGGAGCAGAUCAAUAGAAUCCCUUUAAAAUGUCCCUCUUCCCUGUGUCGCUGGACAGUGGGAAACCUGUGCUGUAUUUGACAAAGUUAUAAGCUGUUUUGUAAUGUAUUGUAUCCCUGUUAUUAAGCUUAUAUUUGUCCAUGUCUGUGCAUGUCCAUUUAAACUGUGCCUCAUUGUUCAUCCUGCAGAAGGUCAUAUUGGACUGCUUUGCAAUAAAUGCUUGAGACACCUGCUGCUAA
Anguilla rostrata (American eel) is the source of this 3689-nucleotide messenger RNA. It is a transcript of the gene syt17, whose product is annotated as synaptotagmin XVII. Gene Ontology annotation, cellular component: plasma membrane; exocytic vesicle. Lineage: Eukaryota; Metazoa; Chordata; Actinopteri; Anguilliformes; Anguillidae. The transcript is spliced from 8 exons. The coding region runs from base 456 to 1703 and encodes 415 amino acids. The record is from RefSeq and is a predicted model, not a curated record. Gene Ontology annotation, molecular function: clathrin binding; syntaxin binding; phosphatidylserine binding. Gene Ontology annotation, biological process: regulation of dopamine secretion; regulation of calcium ion-dependent exocytosis; calcium ion-regulated exocytosis of neurotransmitter.